Molecule: messenger RNA, 2157 nt
Organism: Protomyces lactucae-debilis
Lineage: Eukaryota; Fungi; Ascomycota; Taphrinomycetes; Taphrinales; Protomycetaceae
Product: acyl transferase/acyl hydrolase/lysophospholipase
Exons: 2
Coding region: 1-2157 (718 amino acids)
Biological process (GO): glycerophospholipid catabolic process
Cellular component (GO): cytosol
Molecular function (GO): A2-type glycerophospholipase activity
Source: RefSeq, a predicted model, not a curated record
AUGCUCAGAGCAUGGAGGAAUGCAUCUAUCCAACAGCGCAGAAUCGCCCUAGCCGCCACAGCAAUAGCCCUCCCGCCAUCGCUCAUCUACAUACACAGCCGCGCUCUACAUCUCGAAGCCGACCUUCAAACACCCCCUACAAAGCUCAACAUUGACCAUGGAGGCAAUCAAUCACCGCCAAAAGAACAAGCGACAAAGCAAUUAGUCAGUUUACUCGAUAUCGACUGGCCAUUCGCAAAACUAGCAGAUCUCUCCUCGGGCGUCUUCUCGGGAUUGGGUCUGCCCCGCUAUGCGCUACUCAUACCGGAGGUUGGACAAAAAGUGGUGGCGGCAUUUUCGUUUGACGAGGGUUCACUAGGCAAGGAGGUGAUAGAAGAGGCGCAUGACUUGAAGCGCAACCCGGAGAUGGCGCUGACGGCAGAGGUACGUAUUGGUGAUGGCUUGUGUGAUGAGGAACUUGCCUUUCUAAAGAAGCGACGGCAAUUCACAAGAAAGGCACUCGCCAAGUACAUUCAUGUACCUGAAUCAGAAAUUGACGAGCGCGAUAUACCGGUGAUUGGCGUUGCUGGUUCCGGAGGUGGUCUGCGAGCAUGUCUUGCCACGACCUGUAUCUACGAAGUCCUACAGGAGGAAGGCCUUUUGGGCGCAACGACCUAUCUCGCAGGUAUUUCAGGGUCCACUUGGGCGCAGGCAUUGUUCAUGACUCUUGGCAACCAAGAUCCAACACGCGUCUUGGCGCAUCUCAAACGACGCAUCACAACACAUAUCGCCAGUCCCGUUGCAAAUCUCGAACUACUCAAUGACAAUGCUUUGGAAAAGUAUCUCUUGCGUGGCGUCCUUGAGCGCUGGUAUCAGGGCUACAAGGAUAUUGGUCUGGUGGAUUUGUAUGGGUUGAUGCUGACUGGUCGUUUCUUGCUACCCAACAAUGAGCUUGUGGUCAAUGACGAUCAUCUCAAAAUCUCAUCCCAACGGAAAGUCGUUGAGACGGGUGCAGUCCCGUUGCCCAUUUCAAGCAUGGUUCAUCAUGAAGUACCGGUCGGCCAGCCUCAAAAGGUCAAGGAGAGAGCUGUUUCACAGGGUCAGAAGGAUAUCGAGCCGGAGGGCAAGUCCUACUUUCAAUUUUUUGAAGUCACACCCUUCGAGUUUGGCAGUGAAGAGCUAUCCAGCUGGAUUCCCACUUGGUCACUUGGUCGCAAGUUUGACAAAGGAAAGGACGUCAACAAGGUGCCAGAACUGAAACUCACAACACUCCUCGGCACGUUUUCUUCUGCAUUCUGUGCAAGCCUCUCACACUACCUGGCGGAAGUCCAACCACUUCUCCCAAAAGUCGGCAUCUUCAAGCUCAUCAAUGAACAGAUCCUCUCACACGAUGAAGACUUCAAGUCGAUCCAUCUGGUAGAUGCCAGCAAAGUACCCAACUACGUCAAGGGUAUGCGGGAUCAACUCCCAGAUACAGUUCCCGGACACUUCAAUCAAGAUGCAGACUUGACGCUCUGCGACGCUGGGAUGUCCAACAAUCUGCCAUUCUACCCGUUGUUGCGACGUGAUGUGGAUAUCUUGAUUGCUAUUGAUUCAAGUGCCGAUAUCGAGGCGAAUCCAUGGUUCAGCCGUGUCGAGGGUUAUGCAAAGUUGCGUGGUGUCAAGGGAUGGCCUGUGGGCGCUGGUUGGCCCAAAGCCGGUGAUGAUGCUGAAGCACAAUUAGCGGAAGCAACGGCGAGUUCAACAGAAGAAGCCAAAGCCAAGAUGAGUGCUGCACAGAAGAGGAAGAAGUUUGCACUGAGCCCCGUCAAUAUCUGGGUUGGUCAAGCGACUAAAUCAGAAGAUCCGAGCAGUACGGACACGAAUGAAUAUACGGCAAAACAGGUUGAGGAGAAUGCCGAGAGUGUCACUGAUUCUACGGGUCUCAUGCUGAUUUACCUCCCAUUGCUUCCGAAUGAUGAGGUUGCCGGCAUUGAUCCUGCAACGAGUGACUUCUGCUCGACCUGGAACUUUGAGUGGCAGCCAGAGCAGGUGGAUUUGCUCAGGGACAUGACACGAGCCAAUUUUGCAACAGGCAAGGAACGCAUACGGCGUGCAGUGAAGGCGAUGUGGGAGCGGAAACGGAAGCAACGGCUGAGUGGAGAGAAGAUUAUGGGAGAACAACGGUCGACGCCUUGA